AACUACAAAGUAUAUACGUGACUGCAAGAUUUAAUGGUUGGGUGCGUAACCCCCUUUCCUUUAAACUCAAAAACCCUAAAAAUUUGGAUAGAGCUAUGGCGACGACGAUGACAACGGCGUGGGCGUGCCGCCAGCCCUGGGCCACGGCGCCUCGGGCUUCUGGGAUUUGUAGCACCAGUGGCGGCAGGAGCUGCUCGCUCUUCUUCGGCGACGAUUUGGGCAAUAUGACCGCCAGGCUCGUGUCCUCGCUCGCGAUUCUGGAGCCCAGGAGAGGAACCACGACUCCAGCAAGCCCAGCGUCUAGAUUCCGGGUUCGAGCGGCGGCCAAGGACGAGGAGGCGCCCAAGAAGAAGAAGAUGCCGUCGGCGGUGAAGAGGGCGCUCUUGUCCGAGAAGAGGCGCAUCUACAACAAGGCCAGGAAGUCGGAGAUCCGGACGAGGAUGAAGAAGGUGUUCUCGGCGCUCGAGGAUCUCAAGAAGAAGGCCGAGGGGGCGGCGCCCGAGGAGCUCAAGCCCGUCGAGGUGAUGAUCGGCGAGGCCUACUCGGUGAUCGACAAGGCUGUCAAGGUUCGCACGCUCCACAGGAACACCGGCCGGAGGCGAAAGUCCCGCCUCGCUCGCGCCAAAAAGGCGCUGGAGAUCGCUCUCGGCUGGUAUGAUCCCGCGUCUCCGGCUCCUCCAGCAGUCCGACCACCUCCGCCAGUUCGAUCUCGAGCUCCACCUCCGGCUCCGGCUCCGGCUCCGGCUCCAUCCGAUGUAACAGCGGCAGCUCCAGCUUGAAAGAAAACUCGACAUCGCUGCUUCCAAAUACUUCCUUCCAGCCACCUUUUCCUCUGGAAGACUAUUCCAAAGCUCGCAACUUUCAGCAAGCUUUUCAAGGAAGGAUUUUCCAUUUU
This is a messenger RNA of Selaginella moellendorffii, 895 nucleotides long. Its product is annotated as 30S ribosomal protein S20, chloroplastic-like. The transcript is spliced from 2 exons. Lineage: Eukaryota; Viridiplantae; Streptophyta; Lycopodiopsida; Selaginellales; Selaginellaceae. Gene Ontology annotation, biological process: translation. Gene Ontology annotation, molecular function: small ribosomal subunit rRNA binding; structural constituent of ribosome. The record is from RefSeq and is a predicted model, not a curated record. Gene Ontology annotation, cellular component: small ribosomal subunit; ribosome. Bases 96 to 779 code for a protein of 227 amino acids.